AUGCGUCCUCCAGCAGGGAGCACCCACCACGUCCUCCUGCAGGGAGCACCUGCCACGUCCUCCAGCAGGGAGCACCCACCACGUCCUCCAGCAGGGAGCACCCACCACAUACGUCCUCCAGCAGGGAGCACCCACCACGUACGUCCUCCAGCAGGGAGCACCCACCACGUACGUCCUCCAGCAGGGAGCACCCACCAAGUCCUCCCGCAGGGAGCACCCACCACGUCCUCCCGCAGGGAGCACCCACUACGUCCUCCAGCGGGGAGCACCCACCACGUCCUCCAGCAGGGAGCACCCACCACGUCCUCCAGCUGGGAGCACCCACCAAGUCCUCCAGCAGGGAGCACCCACGACAUCCUCCAGCAGGGAGCACCCACCACGUCCUCCCACAGGGAGCACCCACCACGUCCUCCAGCAGGGAGCACCCACCACGUCCUCCAGCAGGGAGCACCCACUACGUCCUCCCACAGGGAGCACCCACCAAGUCCUCCAGCAGGGAGCACCCACCACGUCCUCCCACAGGGAGCACCCUCCAAGUCCUCCAGCAGGGAGCACCCAUGCGUCCUCCAGCAGGGAGCACCCACCACGUCCUCCCACGGGGAGCACCCACCAAGUCCUCCCACAGGGAGCACCCACCAAGUCCUCCAGCAGGGAGCACCCACCACGUCCUCCAGCAGGGAGCACCCAUGCGUCCUCCAGCAGGGAGCACCCACCAGGUCCUCCCACGGGGAGCACCCACCAAGUCCUCCCACAGGGAGCACCCACCACGUCCUCCCACAGGGAGCACCCACCACAUCCUCCAGCAGGGAGCACCCACCACGUCCACCCACAGGGAGCACCCACCACGUCCUCCCACAGGGAGCACCCACCAAGUUCUCCAGCAGGGAGCACCCACCACGUCCUCCAGCAGGGAGCACCCACCACGUCCUCCCGCGGGAGCACCCACCAAGUCCUCCAGCAGGGAGCACCCACCACGUCCUCCAGCAGGGAGCACCCACCACGUCCUCCCACGGGGAGCACCCACCAAGUCCUCCAGCAGGGAGCACCCACCACGUCCUCCAGCAGGGAGCACUCAGUCCUCCAGCACAGAGCAUGCACCUCGCCCUGCAACGGAGCACCCGCAGGGUGCCCAUGCGCGUAGAUGAAGGUAACAAGUAA
This is a messenger RNA of Dipodomys ordii (Ord's kangaroo rat), 1158 nucleotides long. RefSeq names its product proline-rich protein HaeIII subfamily 1-like. The transcript has a single exon. NCBI's taxonomy places the organism in Eukaryota, Metazoa, Chordata, Mammalia, Rodentia, Heteromyidae. The record is from RefSeq and is a predicted model, not a curated record. The coding region runs from base 1 to 1158 and encodes 385 amino acids.